Molecule: messenger RNA, 3181 nt
Organism: Zophobas morio
Lineage: Eukaryota; Metazoa; Arthropoda; Insecta; Coleoptera; Tenebrionidae
Exons: 12
Coding region: 31-3051 (1006 amino acids)
Molecular function (GO): oxidoreductase activity, acting on paired donors, with incorporation or reduction of molecular oxygen; iron ion binding; heme binding
Source: RefSeq, a predicted model, not a curated record
AAAAUAAACAUCCGAUUAGUAGUUGGCAAAAUGUUCGCACUAGCACUCCUAAUUUUAAUAACAACAAUCGCGUACUACUUCCUCAAAGUGAACAACCAGUACUGGGAGAAAAAAGGAGUGAAGGGUCCAAAACCCACGAUUUUCGUGGGAAAUGUAGCCAAAAGCGUGACUUUGCAGGAACAAGUGGGUACCAUCUACACCAGAAUUUACAAUCAGUACCGCGACGAAGAAUGCGUGGGACUAUACAGGGGUACCACCCCGGUACUACUCCUCCGAGACCCCGACCUGAUCAAAGAAGUGGUGGCCAAAUCUUUCAAUUACUUCCACGACAACGACUUCCACGUCAAUAAAGAUAACGACCCGAUUAUCGGACGAAAUCCCUUCAUGCUAAAAGGCGAAGAAUGGAAGAUUGUGAGAGCCCAGUUGACUCCAGGUUUCACGAGCGGAAAGAUGAAGUGGAUGUACCCUCUCCUAGAAGACAUCAGUACUAACCUGGUGAAAUUCAUCCAAAACCACCCCGAAACCACCAACGGCGAAGGCUACGAAGCCAAGGAGUUGAGUGUGAAAUUCACUUUGAACAACGUCGCUAGUUGUGCCUUCGGAAUCGAAGGCAAAUGCUUCGAAGAGGAAGAAAGCGAGUUUAGAAAAAUCUCGCGCGAGUUUUUCUCACCAGAUGGCUGGACCAACUUUGGUUUCUUCCUCAUGACUUUACUCCCCUCGAUUUCCAAAGUACUGCCUCUGCGACUUGUGACCAAGAAAGUCGAACACAAACUCUUGAAAAUGGUCACCGAAACGUUGAAGUACCGUGAAGAGAAUAGCAUCAUCCGCAACGAUUUCCUCCACGUGAUGAUCCAGUCGAAGAAGACUUGUAAAGAAUACGAGUUUACGGAUUUGGAUGUGACGGCUCAAGCCGCUGGGUUCUUCGGGGACGGUUCUGAAACCAGUUCUGUGGUGAUGAGUUUCACCUUGUACGAACUCGCGGCGAAUUUAGAUGUUCAGAACAAACUCCGGGAGGAAAUUAAUGCCGCUUUUGAUAACAACAGUCGAACUUUAAGUUAUGAAGUUCUUCAAGGUUUGGAGUACCUGGAUGCCGCUAUCAACGAGGCCUUGCGUCUGCACCCACCGAUAUCCUCAUUGCAAAAGGUCUGCACUCAAGACUUCAAGUACGUACCGAAGAACGGCAACAAAACCUUCACCAUAGAGAAAGGUACUCCGAUUAUUCUACCAGUUUUGGGGAUGCAGCGCGACCCAAAGUACUACGAGGACCCUGAUUCCUUCAAACCAGAAAGGUUCCUCGAGGUCAAUAGGAACAAUUUAAACAAGUAUACGUUUUUGGCGUUCGGAGAAGGACCAAGAGCUUGUUUAGGUAAACGAUUCGGAGUCCUACAGGUCAAGGUCGGCGUUGCACACAUAAUCCGCAAUUUCGAGUUAUCAGUGAACCAGAAGACCCAGCGUCCCAUUAGAUACAUGAACGCGGCCCUCACUCUAGCCGAAGGAGGGUUGUGGUUGGAUUUCAAGAAAAUUUACGACCUUGGUCCUCAUUCGUCGCUUCUUCGUCGAGAGUACCAAACGACAAUGUUGUUCGUAAUUUUGAUAAUUUUAACGACCAUUACGUACUAUUUGAUCAAACUUAAUUAUCAAUAUUGGGAGAAGAGGAAGGUACCGGGACCUAAACCCUCUUUUCUGGUUGGUAAUUUAGGGAAAGUCUUCACUCUGAGGAUGUCCGCUGGAGACACUUACACGAAAAUCUACAAUGACUACCCCGAUGAAGAAAUGGUCGGGAUAUAUAGAGGUACCAGUCCGGUUUUGUUGCUACGGGACCCAGAACUCAUCAAAGAAGUCACCACGAAAUCUUUUAGUAGCUUCCACGACAACGACGUCGACAUAUUGAAGGAAAACGACCCUAUUUUUGGAAGAAAUCCUUUUGCGUUGAAGGGUGAAGAGUGGAAAGUGGUACGAGGUCAGCUAACACCCGGGUUUACGAGCGGCAAGAUGAAGUGGCUUUUUCCAUUGAUGGAGGAAGUCUGUACAGAGUUGGUAAAAUUCAUCGACCAACACCCGGACACCACCAACGGUAAAGGCUUCGAAGCCAAAGAACUAAGCAUGAGGUACACCCUCAACAACGUCGCUAGUUGUGCCUUCGGCCUCCAAGGCAAGUGUUUCGAGAAAGAAAAUAGUACCUUCAGACAACUCGCACGCGAAUUUUUCUCCACGGAUAGUUGGAGCGUGCUCUGGUUCUUCAUAAUGAUGGUUUAUCCACCUAUUUCGAGGAUACUGUCUAUGAGAUUCGUUUCAAAACCCCUGGAGGAAAAACUCAUGAGAUUAGUAUGCGACACUUUGAAGUACCGUGAACAGAAUAAUAUAGUCCGGAACGACUUUCUCCACAUUAUGGCUCAACUGAAGAAGACUUGCAAAGAGUACGACUUUACCAAUGAAGAUGUGACGGCUCAUGCCGCUGGGUUUUUCGGGGACGGCUAUGAAACUAGUAGUAUCGUAAUGAGUUUUACUCUUUUUGAGUUGGCGGCGAACCCCGAGUGUCAGAGUAGGUUACGAGAAGAGCUGGAGGCGAGUUUCGAAAAUGACAAGAUUUCGUACGAAGCGUUGACGUCUUUGGCGUACCUGGAGGCUGCGAUUUGUGAGGGGUUGAGGUUACAUCCAGCGCUCUUCUUCUUGCAAAAGAGGUGUACCAAGGACUUUAGUUACAAACAUUUGGUGAUAGAGAAAGGUACUGCGGUUAUUUUGCCGGUGUAUGGGUUGCAUACCGAUGGAAAGUACUACGAAAAACCGGCCGUUUUUAAACCGGAAAGGUUUCUGCCUGGUAGUAGGGAGAAUCUGACGAAGUACACGUUUUUGCCGUUCGGGGAAGGACCAAGGGCUUGCUUGGGACAGAAGUUUGGGAUGCUACAGGUUAAGGCAGGAAUUGCCUACAUUAUACGGAAUUACGAGAUUUCGGUCAAUGGGAAGACGCAGUUGCCUUUGAAAUAUUCAAUAACCAAUGCCAUGACAGCUCCGGUUGGGGGAUUGUGGCUUGACUUUAAAAAAAUCAAGUAGAAGUGUUGCAUAUUUUUUACAAGAUUAGUGGUUUGAAUGUGACACUCAAAUACAAAACUAAGUUAACAAAAUUACAAGAUUCCAGCUAUAAUUUUAUGUAAACAUAGAGGAACAUUAUACCUUGAAACGA